This is a messenger RNA of Cyprinodon variegatus (sheepshead minnow), 1270 nucleotides long. RefSeq names its product homeobox protein Hox-D9-like (gene hoxd9a). Bases 31 to 855 code for a protein of 274 amino acids. Gene Ontology annotation, molecular function: DNA-binding transcription factor activity, RNA polymerase II-specific; RNA polymerase II cis-regulatory region sequence-specific DNA binding. Gene Ontology annotation, cellular component: nucleus. The transcript is spliced from 2 exons. Gene Ontology annotation, biological process: proximal/distal pattern formation; DNA-templated transcription; embryonic skeletal system morphogenesis. The record is from RefSeq and is a predicted model, not a curated record. NCBI's taxonomy places the organism in Eukaryota, Metazoa, Chordata, Actinopteri, Cyprinodontiformes, Cyprinodontidae.
UUUUUAUAUGAGUAAGGAAGGGAUGGAAAAAUGUCUUCCAGCGGCGCUCUCAGUAACUGCUAUGUGGACGCUGUAAUGGGACAGGAGCCGGAGGAGCUGUACGGGGCUCGCUUCAUCCAGCCCCAGCACACCGUGACCCCGAGGCCACCGCCAGGUGCCGGGGACAGCGCAGACUUCUCCUCAUGUAGCUUUACGCCAAAGUCCGCCGUUUUCUCCCCAUCCUGGACCUCGAUGCACCCUCAGGGACUGUAUCACCCCUAUGUCCACCAUCACCACCACCACCAGUCCCAUCUGCCCGCGUCGGACAGCAGAUACGUCGGCAUGCGCUCCUGGAUGGACCCGAUUUCCAACCACGUUUCAUUCGCUGGUUUCCACUCCUCCGGCAGCAGACCGUACGGAACCAAGCCGGAACUCCCUUUGCCUACGAAGCCUGCAGGCUGCGAGCCGCUGGAGGAGACAGAAACGGUUCCUGGGGCUGAGGCGCGUCCCCCGGCGGCGGAGUUCUCCUGCGGCAGCGCGGAGUGUCGGGAAAAGCCGAGCCGGGAGCAGAGUGGGAGCGAGGCUUCGAGUCAUGGCGAGCCCAAAGACGAGAAGCAACAACUUGACCCAAACAAUCCUGCAGCUAACUGGAUCCACGCCCGCUCAACGAGAAAGAAGCGCUGCCCCUACACUAAAUAUCAGACUUUAGAGCUGGAGAAGGAGUUUCUUUACAAUAUGUAUCUGACAAGGGACCGGCGCUACGAGGUGGCCCGCAUACUGAGUUUAACAGAAAGACAAGUGAAGAUCUGGUUCCAGAACCGGAGGAUGAAGAUGAAGAAGAUGAACAGAGAAAGAAGCGGCAAGGAGAUCAUUUAAACUCGUUUUUGUUGCAACAAGAAACUCGAUCUGAACUCUCAAAUCUAUUUCGUACAGCCAUUUUCAGAUGGGCCUUUAAGUGACGCCGUCAAGGACCCAUAUGCCUCACAUAUGAGGAAUUUGUUUCUGAUGAGAUCCUGGCGGAUCACUUCAAGCUGAACUGGUUUGAAUAUUUCUCACCAUCGUCAGCUGCAAACUGGGACGUAAAAGCAACAUGAAAUGUGCCAGUGUAUUUCGCCUGUUUCUAGAUUUGGAGUAAAACAUUUCUGCUGCAGCUAGAGCUUUUGACUGUUAUGUCAUUGAGCAAACACACAUAUGUGACAUGUGCGUCGGGAGUUAUAUAUGAUCAGUGUUUACAGAAAAUAAUAAGCAUAUGUGCAGCUUCGCUUACUGAAGAGGAGAGAUCAUUACAGAA